AUGCCCGUCAGCUCCGUCAGCGUACACGUCGUCCAGAGCCCCGAAGACUUGGCCGCGUGCCACAAGAUCCGCGUAGAUGUCUUCGCCCACGAACAGGGUUUCCCCCUCGACACCGAGUUUGACGACUACGACCACACGGGCGACUGCGUCCACUUUCUCGCAAAGGUUGACGCAACACCCGCAGGCACAGUGCGCCUCGUCCCCUCCAAGGGCAAGUUGACCCGCUUGGCCGUGCUGGCGUCGUAUCGGUCUACUGGGGCCGGGCGGGCGCUCGUGCAUGCCAUGGAAGAGUGGCUCAUGAGUGAGGCCCGCGCUGGGCGUCUUCAGCAUCUCGUCAAAGAGGGCCGCGCGGGUAAGGCCGUGCAUGUCAAGAUCCACUCGCAGAUCCCCGUUAUCAAGUUCUACGCAAAGCUCGGAUACUUGGAGGAAGGGCCGCGCUUUGACGAAGAGGGCGAGCCGCACCAGCUCAUGGUGCGCGACAUUGAGAUCUAG
Messenger RNA from Cutaneotrichosporon cavernicola, 492 nucleotides. RefSeq lists its product as uncharacterized. Gene Ontology annotation, molecular function: acyltransferase activity, transferring groups other than amino-acyl groups. NCBI's taxonomy places the organism in Eukaryota, Fungi, Basidiomycota, Tremellomycetes, Trichosporonales, Trichosporonaceae. The record is from RefSeq and is a predicted model, not a curated record. The coding region runs from base 1 to 492 and encodes 163 amino acids. The transcript has 5 exons.